UGAGCCUACUCUACUGCUGCUGCUGCUGCUCUACUCCACGGGUGGUAGUGACACGCAAAAGAUUCUGCUGCUCGCUCCCUCGUCUCCCGGAGUCCUGGGGUCCCGCAUCCGUUCGCCGCGCGUGCGCCCGUCGGUCGUCGCCGCCGCCUCUCUUCCUCCCUGUCCCCUGCUAUUUAUUGCCGCUGCCUCCAAAUGUCUUCACGUCUAGUCUCCUAGGAGUAGGAGGUGAGAGUACUAGGAGUGCACUGCACUGCGGGACGAAGCCGAGGCCGGCAAGGUUUAACCGCGCGCGGCCGAACGUUCGCUGCUGCUGCACGAUCUGAGGAUGCGCGAUCGUCCAGCCGUUCAGAUACAAAGUCUGCUACUCAUGUGAGCAUAAAUGGUCAAUGGCGCAAUUCAAGUCCUUCAGCGGGUUCGAAAGUAGAGCGAUAAAAUUGACCAGACAAAUCAACUCUCCAACUAAACCCAGCCGGGCUGGGGUAACACAGAAGAGUAAAAUGGCAUCGCCGUCGAAGGCACCAAAUGAGAACAUUGUGGUAGACGAAGCAAAAGUUUCAUUGUCUGGUGCUAAGCUAACUAACACCGGGCCUCGUCAGCAUUCCUAUAGAGAAAGCAAUGUGUCGAGAAAAUGUGUGCUGUCCGAAGACAUUGAAGGUGCUACUGAAUUGAAGAGAUUGCCAACUCCAAUCAACCUAUUUGAAGAUGAAUGUGUUUAUUGCCACUCAUUUAGAACAAGUCCGUUUCAUGGUCCCAUGGUACGUUACCUAAAGGGAAGACUUGUGCCCAUUGACGAGGGCAACCCAUCAAAUGGCAUCUAUGUCCAUAGGACAUGCCUGGAGUGGGCUCCUAGAGUAUGGUUUAAGGGUGAUAUUGUUAUGAACUUGGAGAUAGAAAUCAGUCGUUCUUCAAGAUUGAGAUGCAGCAGAUGUGGUCUCCUGGGAGCGGCCCUUGGUUGUUAUUACAAGCGUUGCAAUAAGAGUUUUCAUGUUCCAUGUGCAGUUCAGAUAUUUGAUUGCCGCUGGGAUGCUGAUAAUGGUUUUGUGUUGUGCCCUGAACAUGUGUCAAAGAUGCUACCAUGUGAUGAGAUGAGCUCACAAACGAAGGAGAAAGACAAUUCUUCUUCCUUGCCUCGAAGCCAAUGUUCACACAAAGAAGAAUCUUUCACCAUUUUCAAUGGGGAAUGCCAACAAAUUGAUCAGCUUAACACCACAAGUCCUUUCUUGCCUUUGGGCCAAUAUUCAGACAAGGAAGGAAUUUUUUAUGAUCAUCAAAGGGAAAAACAACAAACAAAUCAGCUUAAAACAUCAAGUUCUUCCUCGUUGCCUCAGAGCCAAUGUUCGCACAAAGAAGAAGCUUCCACUAAUAGCUCAAGGGAAGGCCAACAAAUAGAUCAGCUUAACACCUCAAGUUCUUCUUCCUUGCUACUGGACCAACAAUCAGACAAAGAAGGAAUUUCUAACUAUCGUGUGGAUUAUCGACAAAAAGAUCAGCUUGAUACAUCGAAUUAUUCCUCCUUGCCACAGAGCUGUCAUCCAGACGAAGAAGGAAUUUCCAACGCUUGCCAAGCGGAAGAAACAAAAUCAGAUCAGCUUGACACACCAAGCUGCCCUUCUGAUCAGUGGGUUUUACUUGGUUCAUCUUUAAGUGCAUCAGAAAAGGAUUCCUUGCAGAAAUUUGGGAGUUGGACCGAUGCCACGGUGACCAAAGAGUGGGCCAAAAAUGUGACUCAUGUCAUCGUGGGCAAAAAUGCUGGUAGCAAAUGGAGUAGAUCGUAUGAAGUCCUCAUGGCAAUACUGUCCGGGAAAUGGGUUGUCCAAGCUGAAUGGAUUGUGGAUUGCUUGGAGCUGCGCCCAGGUCCAGAAGCUUCUUAUGAGGUAACAUUCAGCAAUGAUUCACACAGAUCAUUUGAUGGGCCAAAGAAAGGAAGAAUUCGAGCGGCUGAAGGGGCACCGAAACUGUUUUCGGGAAGGAGUUUCUGCCUCAGCGCCCACAUGAGCCCUGACGACAGAGACCACUUGCGAGACCUCAUAGCGGCCGCCGAAGGGCGGAUACUGGAGGGAAGCAGCAACCAGCUGCAUUUGCUACGUGAGAGUUCUUUGGUGAAGCCGUACUUCGUCUACGACGGCGGCGCUCCGACGGAGUUCACCUCGAGCUCGCUGCUUGACCUCAAGGAGGGGGUGGAGCACGCGGCGGCCGGGGCGCAGGUGAUCAGCCACCGCAGGGUGCUGGACGCCAUCGCGGCGUAUGAUGCGGAGGUCCUGAAUCAGAAGGGCUGGCUUCACUCUGCAGGCUUCGUAUCCGUUGUUUCUGUCAGGAAUGAGUGAAAAGCUUCUGGCAGUUCUUUACAGCCCUUGUUCCGUUGUCAGGCAACGUUAGGUCUUUUUGGUCA
Phragmites australis (common reed) is the source of this 2389-nucleotide messenger RNA. RefSeq names its product BRCA1-associated RING domain protein 1-like. Gene Ontology annotation, molecular function: ubiquitin-protein transferase activity. The record is from RefSeq and is a predicted model, not a curated record. Gene Ontology annotation, biological process: negative regulation of fatty acid biosynthetic process; double-strand break repair via homologous recombination; positive regulation of transcription by RNA polymerase II. The coding region runs from base 387 to 2324 and encodes 645 amino acids. Lineage: Eukaryota; Viridiplantae; Streptophyta; Magnoliopsida; Poales; Poaceae. The transcript has 14 exons. Gene Ontology annotation, cellular component: BRCA1-BARD1 complex; plasma membrane; BRCA1-A complex.